Messenger RNA from Engraulis encrasicolus (European anchovy), 785 nucleotides. RefSeq names its product achaete-scute family bHLH transcription factor 1a (gene ascl1a). NCBI's taxonomy places the organism in Eukaryota, Metazoa, Chordata, Actinopteri, Clupeiformes, Engraulidae. Gene Ontology annotation, biological process: developmental process; regulation of transcription by RNA polymerase II. Gene Ontology annotation, molecular function: RNA polymerase II transcription regulatory region sequence-specific DNA binding; protein dimerization activity; DNA-binding transcription factor activity, RNA polymerase II-specific. The transcript is spliced from 2 exons. The record is from RefSeq and is a predicted model, not a curated record. The coding region runs from base 1 to 648 and encodes 215 amino acids.
AUGGAUAUUACUGCCAAGAUGGAAAUCACCGUGUCACAGCAGCAGUUCUUGCCGCCCAGCUGCUUCUUCUCGGCGGCCCAGAGCCUCCAGCUCAGUCCGGUGGACAGCCAGGGGAGCCAGGGAAGCUCCAAGUCCUCCUCCUCCUCAUCCUCAUCCAAGCAGCCCAAACGCCAGCGGUCCUCCUCGCCAGAGCUGCUGCGCUGCAAACGGAGACUGCACUUCGCGGGAGUCUUCGGCUACAGCUUACCGACACAGCAACCGCACGCGGUGGCCAGGAGGAACGAGCGCGAGCGCAACCGCGUGAAGCUGGUCAACAGCGGCUUCGCCACGCUGCGCGAGCACGUCCCGAACGGCGCCGCCAACAAGAAGAUGAGCAAAGUGGAGACGCUCCGGUCCGCCGUGGAGUACAUCCGCGCGCUACAGCAGCUGCUGGACGAGCACGACGCGGUCAGCGCGGCCUUCCAGUCGGGAGUCUUGUUGUCGUCCCCCGGCAUGGUCGCGCAGAGUUACGCCGCAGCAGACAUGAACUCUAUGGCCGGGUCUCCUGUGUCCUCCUCGUCCUACUCCUCUGACGCGGAGGGAUCCCCCUCAUACGACCCCCUCAGCCCCGAGGAACAAGAGCUCCUGGACUUCACCAACUGGUUCUGAGCACUAAGAAGGAUGCUGUUGUUGACGCUUCAUCCCCAAAACAAAACGCCUCGAGGGAGCCCCUCGCGCAGAUCGGCGCGUUUUCUACGAACACUCAAAGCACCGCUGCGAUUGGCCUCCUAAUUAUAUGAUUAUAU